AUGGAGAGGUUGCAGUCGUCCAUGCGUAAAAGGCUCUACAGUUUGCCACAGCACAUUGGACACAAAGCGUCCAUCAUGGGGGAAGGAGAAGACGGAGACAAGGACACCCGAAGGAAGAGCAUCAGGAUGAAGCCUCUGCCGUCCCCGUCGCCGACCUCUGGGGGAAGCUGCAGAGGCAUCGGGGAAACCAAAAGUGGGGAAUCGGUCAUCAUGGAGACGGACAUUGGGAGACAAUCGAAGACGAGCUCGAACGGAGAUUGCCGUCGGUUUCGUGGGAGCCUCUCCUCCAUCACAAGUCGGCAUGUGCACGACUCGGAGUCCGCGGAGGAGAGGCGACUCAUCACCGAGGCGGGGGACGUCACCCCGAGCGAGGAGAGCCCCCCCGGAGCGGUCGGUGGCGGGCCGGAGCAAGUUGCGCAAGGAGCCAGUGGGAGCCAUGAUGGUUCCCCGGAUCAACAAUCAGGGUUCAUAAAGUUAGAUGGCAGUGAUCAGAUUUCGCCGGACGAUGAGACGUUAUAUCAAGCAGGGUUCAUGCACAGACAAUUUGGAGCAAUGCUUCAACCAGGGGUCAAUAAGUUCUCCCUUCGGAUGUUUGGGAGUGAAAAGGCUGUAGAAAGGGAACAAGAGCGGGUUAAAUCCGCUGGAUUUUGGAUAAUUCACCCAUACAGUGAUUUCAGGUUCUACUGGGACCUGACCAUGCUGCUGCUGAUGGUGGGCAACCUGAUCAUCAUCCCCGUGGGCAUCACCUUCUUCAAGGACGAGCACACGCCCCCCUGGAUCGUCUUCAACGUGGUGUCGGACACCUUCUUCCUCCUGGACCUGGUGCUCAACUUCCGCACGGGCAUCGUGAAGGAGGACAACACGGAGAUCAUCCUGGACCCGCAGCACAUCAAGAUCAAGUACCUGAAGAGCUGGUUCGUGGUGGACUUCGUCUCCUCCAUCCCCGUAGACUACAUCUUCCUCAUCGUGGAGACGCGCAUCGACUCGGACUUCUACAAGACGGCCCGGGCGCUGCGCAUCGUCCGCUUCACCAAGAUCCUCAGCCUGCUGCGCCUGCUGAGGCUCUCCAGGCUCAUCCGCUACAUCCACCAGUGGGAGGAGAUCUUCCACAUGACCUACGACCUGGCCAGCGCCAUGGUGAGGAUAGUCAACCUGAUCGGGAUGAUGCUGCUGCUGUGCCACUGGGACGGCUGUCUCCAGUUCCUGGUGCCCAUGCUGCAGGACUUCCCCCCCGACUGCUGGGUGUCCAAGAACAAAAUGGUGAACGACACCUGGGGCCAGCAGUACUCGUAUGCCCUGUUCAAAGCCAUGAGCCACAUGCUGUGCAUCGGCUACGGCAUGCACCCCCCGGUGGGCAUGACGGACGUGUGGCUGACCAUCCUCAGCAUGAUCGUGGGCGCCACCUGCUACGCCAUGUUCGUGGGCCACGCCACCGCGCUCAUCCAGUCCCUCGACUCGUCCCGCCGCCAGUACCAGGAGAAGUACAAGCAGGUGGAGCAGUACAUGUCCUUCCACAAGCUGCCGGCGGACAUGCGCCAGCGAAUCCACGACUACUACGAGCACCGCUACCAGGGCAAGAUGUUCGACGAGGACAGCAUCCUGGGGGAGCUCAACGAGCCACUGAGAGAGGAGAUCAUCAACUUCAACUGCCGUAAGCUGGUGGCGUCCAUGCCUCUGUUUGCCAACGCCGACCCCAACUUCGUGACCUCCAUGCUGACCAAGCUGCGGUUCGAGGUGUUCCAGCCGGGCGACUACAUCAUCCGGGAGGGCACCAUCGGCAAGAAGAUGUACUUCAUCCAGCACGGCGUGGUCGGCGUGCUGACCAAGGGCAACAAGGAGACCAAGCUCUCCGACGGCUCCUACUUCGGGGAGAUCUGUCUGCUGACUCGCGGGCGGCGGACGGCCAGCGUGCGGGCGGACACCUACUGCCGGCUGUACUCACUGUCGGUGGACCACUUCAACGAGGUGCUGGAGGAGUACCCCAUGAUGAGGAGGGCCUUCGAGACCGUGGCCCUGGACCGGCUCGACCGCAUCGGCAAGAAGAACUCCAUCCUGCAGCACAAGGUGCAGCACGACCUGAGCUCCGGCGCCAUGAACUACCAGGAGAACGAGAUCAUCCAGCAGAUCGUGCAGCACGACCGGGACAUGGCCACCUGCGCCCACCUGCUGCAGAACCUCCCCCCCCAGCCGCCGCCGUCGCCGCCCCCGGUCAUCUGGGCGCCCCUCGUCCAGGCGCCUCUCCGGGCCGCCGCCGCCACCACCUCCGUGGCCAUCGCCAUGACGCACCACCCCCACUUCCCCCCGACGGUCUUCAGGCCCCCGGUGUCCCUCCUGGGCCCCCUCAAAGACCCCCCCUGUCGGCUGAAGAAGUUCCGCGCGUCGGCGACCUCUUCCACCACGCCCGGGUCGGCCGACGACUCCCCCGCGGGGACUCCCUCGAAGCUGCACGGGGGGGCCGACAUGUCGCUGCUCGCCGCCUUCCGAGCCCACCACAUCGCCUCCGGGUCGGGGGCGGGGGGGGGCUCCAGCCAGCAGGCCUCCGCCAGUGGUGGUCCUCGUGGGACUGGCUGUACCGGGGCGUCGGCGUUCCCCUUCGGACCCCCCCGCUCCUCCUCCGGUUCCCCGACCUCUAGCCUGGCCCAGCUUUACCACCCCCCCCCCCAGCACCACCUACCGCUCCGCUCCAGCACCCCACCCCUGUCCACCCUCUUCCACCAGGGGGCGAUGGGCGGGAGCACGGGGUCGGGGCUGGGCGGGGGGGCGGGGGGGGGGGGGCAUAAACGGGGUUCAAUAGGAGGUACUUAUACAGGGGGAGGGGCAUCCGGGCACAUAGGGGGGACGUCAGGGGGAAUGACAGCCGGAGCGUUAGGCUCUCCCGGCUGCCAGAGUAACAUCAGUCCCAUCUCCACCGGGUCGACCAGCUCCAUGCCCGGCCAGCUCACCAAGCUCCCUCAGGUGGGGUCGCUGCAGCAGUUCUCCGCGGGAGGUCGGACUGCUGGCGGACUGAACCUCUUCCACUCCCCUCCGCAAGGAUCCCCGGCCUCCAGUAAGGGCCAGCCCGUCCAGCAGCAGCCUCUGGAGGGCUCCCCGUCGUCGGCGGGCCUGGUCAGCCUGGCCGUCCUGCGGUCCGCCCUGCUGCCCCACCAGCUGUCCCUGGAGAGGUCCGCUCUGGCCUCCCUGGCCCAGUACGGCUCGGCCAACGCCUCGCCCUGUCUGACGCCGCUGGCCCCCAGCCCCACCGUCCAGAGCCCGGUGGCCGGUCGGACGUUCCACUACAGCGUCCCCUCCAGCGCUGCCGGCUCCCGGAGCUCGCUGCUCAUGCUCCAGCCCUCCCUCCCGCCCCAGACGCACACGGGCCCCGGGAGGGAGACGACGGGCCGCUUCUCGGAGGACCUCAGACUCUUGUCCUGCUCCCGCACGUCCCUGCCCGAGGAGGUGGCUCAGGCCCUGGGACACCCGCUGCCCCGCAGUAGCAUCCAGCUGGACACGGGUUACUACCCGUCGCCCUUCUCCUCGCCCACCCUCGUGCCAAAGCCCCGCAGCCCGAUCCCGGGGCACAUAACUCCUCCCUUCCAGGUGUCCCCAGGCCCCCCGCACCAGACUCUGGCGCCGUCGUCGUCGUCGUCGUCGGGCCCCGGGCAGCCCCCCUCCCGGAGGGGCUCGGAGCUGGAGCCGCCGCAGACUGUGCGCUCCAAACUCCCGUCCAACUUGUGA
Gadus chalcogrammus (walleye pollock) is the source of this 3714-nucleotide messenger RNA. It is a transcript of the gene hcn4, whose product is annotated as hyperpolarization activated cyclic nucleotide-gated potassium channel 4. Gene Ontology annotation, biological process: potassium ion transport; transmembrane transport. The transcript has 10 exons. NCBI's taxonomy places the organism in Eukaryota, Metazoa, Chordata, Actinopteri, Gadiformes, Gadidae. Gene Ontology annotation, molecular function: voltage-gated potassium channel activity. The record is from RefSeq and is a predicted model, not a curated record. Gene Ontology annotation, cellular component: membrane. The coding region runs from base 1 to 3714 and encodes 1237 amino acids.